AAACCAAUCCUCGACCAAGAAACUCAAAUUCAUUGGCCAUGGAUCUUCUUGGCAGUCUAUUAUCUCUAUGGUUGCCUCUCCUUCUUCUCCUGUGCUUCUCAACUUCCAUUUCAUCAGCUGUAUAUCACCCCCACAAAAUCCCAAGGCUCAGUCCAAUACGGAGAACAAAUCUUCGAGACCCUGACGAUACUCUAACUAAAGCUUCUCGUUCAGAAGAUUUCAAAUCAUACUUUUACGAACAGACACUAGACCACUUCAAUUAUAACCCAAAAAGCUAUACCAAAUUCAACCAAAGUUAUGUGAUCAAUUCAAAAUUCUGGGGUGGUGCCAAGUCGAACUCUCCAAUCUUUGCAUAUCUUGGAGCCGAAGCUCCAUUGGCUGGAGAUAUAGAGACUAUUGGUUUUCUCCCUGAUAAUGCCCCUCGGUUUAAAGCUCUCCUUGUCUACAUAGAGCAUAGGUUUUACGGAAAAUCUGUACCGCAUGGAUCAAUGGAAAAAGCAAUGAAAAAUAAAGCUAUUCGUGGUUAUUUCAACUCGGCUCAAGCUUUAGCUGAUUACGCAGAAGUUUUAAUGCAUGUAAAACAUAAAUUUUCUGCUAAAAAUGCUCCGAUUAUCGUUGUUGGUGGAUCAUAUGGAGGAAUGCUAGCUUCGUGGUUUCGCCUCAAAUAUCCUCAUAUUGCACUUGGUGCUGUAGCAUCAUCAGCUCCCGUUCUUUACUUUGAUGACAUCACUCCACAAAAUGGUUACGAUUCCAUUGUGACCAAGGACUAUAAAGAGGAGAGUGAGCACUGUUACCAAACUAUACGAAAAUCAUGGUCUGAGAUUGACGAAGUUGCUUCUAAACCAAAUGGUCUCUCCAUUCUCAGCAAAAGAUUCAAGACUUGCGCGCCUUUGAGUAGUCCGUCUGAGCUUGCGGAUUACUUGGCUUCCAUGUUCACAAUGGCUGCUCAGUACAACGCACCGCCGAUGUAUCCCGUCGCUGAGUUGUGUAGUGGAAUAGACAAAGCACCCGAAGGAACUGAUAUUCUUGGCCGCAUUUUUGCUGGUGUUGUUUCUUUCAGGAAAGACGAGUCAUGCUAUGAUGUGUUGGAAAAUACCAUACCCAGUGAAACAGAUAUCGGAUGGCAAUGGCAAACUUGUAGCGAGAUGGUGAUGCCCAUGGGGCAUGGCAGCAAUGGUACAAUAUUCCCAUCGUCACCUUUCAACCUACCGGAUUUCAUUAAGGGCUGCAAAAGUUCAUAUGGGGUCUCACCUCGGCCUCAUUGGAUCACAACUUAUUAUGGUGGCCAUGACAUAAAAUUGAUUUUCCAAAGAUUUGGAAGCAAUAUCAUAUUCUCCAAUGGCUUGAAGGAUCCUUAUAGUAGUGCCGGGGUGCGAGAGAACUUAUCCGACAGCCUUCUUGCUGUUUACACAGCUAAAGGAUCUCAUUGCUUGGACAUACUGGCAGCACAAAAAAGUGAUCCGUCCUGGUUGGUUGCUCAGAGGAAAUUGGAGGUUGAGAUCAUUGACGGAUGGAUCAAACAGUAUUACGCUGAUCUUGAAAUUUUCUUUUUUAAGAAUAAAAACUAGAGGUGACAAUAUGUUCCAAAUCACAAUGGGCUAUCAUGCCUAAAGGGACUUUGAACUGGAUGGAUAUUUUUAUCUUCAUGUCUGGGUUUGAAAUGGGACUAACCCCAUUUAUACCCAUUAAUUGAUGGAAAUUUUUGGGUACCCAUUGGGGCUCGAGAGUCUCACCAAAAAUUUACUCCAUCAAUUGUUGUAUAUCUUUUAAUGAUCCAAGUGAGGUCCUUCAGUUUUUUCCUUGUAAUUAUGCUUAAACCCCCAUCUAGUUUCCUGAA
Messenger RNA from Coffea eugenioides, 1837 nucleotides. RefSeq names its product lysosomal Pro-X carboxypeptidase-like. The transcript is spliced from 9 exons. The coding region runs from base 39 to 1568 and encodes 509 amino acids. Gene Ontology annotation, molecular function: dipeptidyl-peptidase activity; serine-type exopeptidase activity. NCBI's taxonomy places the organism in Eukaryota, Viridiplantae, Streptophyta, Magnoliopsida, Gentianales, Rubiaceae. The record is from RefSeq and is a predicted model, not a curated record. Gene Ontology annotation, biological process: proteolysis.